UUCUCUCUCUCAUUAAGUAGACUGUUUCAAAAAGAUUCCUGCAGUAUUCUGAGUCACUCCCAGAAGGUGAAACCCCAGACUCUUCCCAAGAUGUACCUCAGUGUUGCAAAUCACCGCAUACCUCUGCAUGAUGGAAAUAGCAUUCCUAUCAUUGGACUUGGAACUUACUCAGAACCUAAACUGACCCCUAAGGGGACCUGUAAGAAGUCAGUGAAGGCUGCCAUCGACAUAGGGUACCGGCACAUUGACGGGGCCUACCUUUACCAAAACGAGCAUGAAGUUGGCGAGGCCAUCAGGGAGAAGAUUGCAGAAGGAAAGUUGCAGAGAGAGGAUAUUUUCUACUGUGGAAAGCUAUGGGCUACAAAUCAUGACCCAGAGAUGGUCCGCCCAACCCUGGAAAGGACACUCAAGGUCCUCCAGCUAGAUUAUAUAGAUCUUUACAUCAUUGAAAUACCUAUGGCUUUUAAGCCUGGAGAUGAACCACAUCCUAAAGAUGAGAAUGGCAAAUGGAUAUAUCACAAGUCAAAUCUAUGUGCCACUUGGGAGGCUUUGGAAGCUUGCAAAGAUGCUGGCUUGGUGAAAUCCCUUGGAGUAUCCAAUUUUAACCNNNGUAAAAUUGCAUUCCUCGACCAGACCUUAAUUUUGUGCUUUGCUCCCCAAUGCAACACAUAGGUUGAGUGCCAUCCAUACUUUUCGCAGCCAAAACUUCUGAAAUUUUGCCAACAGCAUGACAUUAUCAUGAUUGCAUAUAGUCCUUUGGGGACCUGUAGGAAUCCAGUCUGGGUGAAUCUAUCUUCCCCACCUUUGUUAAAGGAUGAACUUCUAAACUCACUGGGAGAAAAGUACAAGAAGACAGCCGCUCAAGUUGCUUUGCGUUUCAACAUACAGCGAGGAGUAGUUGUCAUUCCUAAAAGCUUUAACCCUGAACGGAUCAAAGAAAACUUUCAGAUCUUUGACUUUUUUCUCACCGAAGAGGAAAUGAAGGAUAUUGAAGCCUUGAAUAAAAAUGUCCGCUUCGUGGAACUGCUCAUGUGGAGUGAUCAUCCAGAAUACCCAUUUCAUGAUGAGUAUUGACCUUGGAGUGCUCCUGAACCGACCGUUUCACCCCAUGUGUGCCAAGGCCUUGGGUUGGGUGGAUCCCCCAGAUUUAGAAUCGGGACAGGUUUCACUAUCCUCACAUGAAGUGGUAAUAAAAACACAUUUACUUAACUUUUGUGUAAUGUACUGACUUAGCACAGUUGAUGAAAAAAAUGUUUAAAUCUGUUGAAAUAAUUGUAAAAUAUCAGCUAAUAUCUUUAAAUCAAUGUCUUCUGAGUUCUAAAAAAAAUUAGGCUCUAGUGAAGACUUCACAGGCAACAUUUGAAGACAAAUAACUCACAAAUCUAGGUACAACCAUUAACAGUCUGAGUUCUUUACCAGGUAACAGGGCAACAGAGAGUGAAGGGCUGACACGUGCCAGGGUGCUGUAGGUUAACGGCCAGGAGGUUUAGACCAUUGACUGUAACACAGACACAGCCAAGGUAAGAUCCAUACGUGCAUUACUAACAAGAAAGUGAUUCCUACACCUUGAGUAGAGAGAGGGCUAAAUGUGGAAAAGUCUUCAAAUAGAGCUAACUAAACCACAGUAGUCAGCAAAGCCAUAAUGGUUUGUCUGUUGUUUGUUUUCAUCCAAUGUUUGUUUAGCUUUUACCCAGCUUGAGGGAUGGGUAAUUGCUAGUUUCCUCCAGCAUGCUUUAAGGAGCCUGAGCUUCAGCAUAACUGGUAGUCCAUACAUACACUGCCAUUCACUGCUGCCCCCAUUCAUCAUACAACCAUCAUUAGGCAAACGGACUCAAGACAACCAACAUACACCAAUAAAAUCCUGUAUCAUAAAAUAGUCCAAUGAUGACUAUUUUAAAGAAGGCAUUUCAAAAAGAGGCUUUAGGAAACAUUGAAAAAAAGAGACUUUAUAUAAUUAUUAUGCCUAAGACUUUGUGUUACUGGGAUACUAUGUGAAUUUUGAGAAAGUAGCCUAUUCAAAAGAACCCUGGCAGUUUUACUAUACACAAAUUUUUUAAGUGAAUAGGAAAAUUAUUAGAAUUCUGCGAUAGCGAUGCACUUGUUUUCAGUUAAACUAGAGCAAUUUAUUUCAGUCAUUCGUAUCAGGUCACACUCAUGAGGCAAAAGGGCUCUUCAAACAUUGUCUUUCCAAGAUCAGUUGCUUAGAGAUAAUCUUCAAUGAUCUGAACACACGCAUUUCUGAGAAAAUGUUACUUUAAAAAAUGUUGAUCUCUACUUAUUGUUUCUACUGAUUUCAAUAUUAAUACACAUAAUGCUGUCCUCUGAAAAUGUUGUUUACUAGAAAUAAAAAAAUAUGAUCUGUUCCACCAUA
Molecule: messenger RNA, 2371 nt
Organism: Manis javanica (Malayan pangolin)
Lineage: Eukaryota; Metazoa; Chordata; Mammalia; Pholidota; Manidae
Source: RefSeq, a predicted model, not a curated record